Messenger RNA from Arabidopsis arenosa, 1258 nucleotides. NCBI's taxonomy places the organism in Eukaryota, Viridiplantae, Streptophyta, Magnoliopsida, Brassicales, Brassicaceae. The record is from the annotation of a GenBank genome assembly.
AAUCCAUUAGUCGUCUUGUAAAUUCUUCGAAUCUGAAAUCUGAUCGGGCUCGCCGCUUGUUCUGAUUUCUGAUUGCUAGGACAUGGAUGGAAACAAAGACGAUGCGUUGAAGUGCUUGAAAAUCUGCAAAAAUGCUAUGGAAGCUGGAGAUCGACCUCGCGCUUUGAAAUUCCUGGCUAAAGCUCGUCGUCUUGAUCCGAAUCUCCCGAUCGAUGAUCUCGUAUCUGAGCUUAAUGACAACAAAUCAGACGAAUCAGGAUCUGCAAAAUCGCCUGGAUCUGCAACCGCAAAAGAUCCGCCUAAUUCUUCAGAUCGGCCUUCUUUACGCCAACGUGGAUCGUCGUCAUCGUCUUCUACCAUGUCUUACACUGAAGAACAGAUCUCAAUCGUGAGAAAGAUAAAAUCGAAGAAGGAUUAUUACGAGAUCUUAGGUCUUGAAUCCAACUGUUCAGUGGAUGAUGUGAGGAAAGCUUAUCGGAAACUCUCAUUGAAAGUUCAUCCUGAUAAGAAUCAAGCUCCUGGUUCAGAAGAAGCUUUCAAAUCCGUCUCCAAGGCCUUUCAAUGCUUAAGCAAUGAGGAAGCUAGGAAAAAAUACGAUGUUAGUGGUUCCGAUGAACCAAUCUAUCAACCACGUCGAUCUGCUAGAAGUAAUGGAUUCAAUGGUGGAUACUAUUACGAAGACGAAUUCGAUCCCAACGAGAUUUUCCGAAGCUUCUUUGGUGGAGGAGGAUUCGGUGGAGGAGGAAUGCCUCCUGCGACUGCUCAAUUCCGAUCAUUCAAUUUCGGAGCUACUCGUCAUAGAACAGCUAAUAACAAUCAAGCUCCUGAUGCAGGUUUCAAUGCUCGUAUACUUCUCCAGCUUCUUCCUGUUGUGUUCAUACUUCUGCUCAACUUCAUACCUUCUUCUCAACCAGUUUACCAACUCUCUGCAACUUAUCCUUACCAUUACAAGUUCACUACACAGAAAGGUGUCAAUUACUUUGUGAAAUCAUCUAAAUUCGAGCAGGAUUACCCACAAGAUAGCAACGAUCGACACACUCUGGAAGAACAAGUUGAGAGAGAUUAUGUGUCUAUACUUAGUCAGAAUUGUAGGUACGAGCUGCAGAGGAAACAAUGGGGAUUUGUUCGUGAAACGCCUCAUUGUGACAUGAUGAGGAGAUUUGAUACAGCUGCUGCUUAAAACAACUGAAGCUAGUAGUACCAAGAACGAGGCACACAUUGGUAAUGAAUGAUCAGCUUAUAAACAUUUAUCAUGUCA